CCGCGACACACACACACACAGCGAGGCGUCGACACGGACACGGACGCACACCAUCACCAUCAGUGAUCGGACUGGAGCACAUGAUCUGCGUGUGCGUGCGCGCGUGUAUGUGUGUAUUGGGCCGGAUUUCUGGUCGAUUGGAGAGGUUGUUGGUACUGCCUGACCGCAUUCCUAGCUGCCAAACUCGCCAUUGAAGCUGUACGAUCGAUCAAGUCACAAUGGGGCGUGCUCUUCCAUCAGUCGGAGUGCUCUGCUCCAUCAUUCUGUUGGCCACCAUUGUCUUUGGGGCCAGUGCCCAAGUCAAUGAAACUACAGCAAUGUCGACAACAAGCGAAGCGUCAACGACAGCAGCACCGACAACAACCACUCAAGCAACGACAACGACAACGACGACGACGACGCCUGAAACGACAGGCGACUCGACAACAAACGAAGCGUCAACGACAGCAGCACCUACAACAACCACUCAAGCAACGACAACGAUGACGACGACGACGACGCCUGAAACGACAGGCGACUCGACCACAAACGAAGCGUCAACGACAGCAGCACCGACAACACCCACUCAAGCAACGACGACGACGGCGACGGCGCCUGAAACUACAGCGUCGACAACAAACGAAGCGUCAACGACAUCAGCACCUACAACAACCACUCAAGCAACGACAACGAUGACGACGACGACGACGCCUGAAACGACAGGCGACUCGACCACAAACGAAGCGUCAACGACAGCAGCACCGACAACACCCACUCAAGCAACGACGACGACGGCGACGACGACGACGCCUGAAACGACAGGCAACUCGACGGCAAACGCACCGGCAACGACAGCAGCACCGACAACACCCACUCAAGCAACGACGACGACGGCGACGACGACGACGCCUGAAACGACAGGCGACUCGACAACAAACGCACCGGCAACGACAGCAGCACCUACAACAACCACUCAAGCAACGACGACGACGACGAUGACGACACCUGAAACGACAGCCAACUCGACGGCAAACGCAUCGUCAACGACAUCAGCAACAGCUUCAGCGACGACGGCCGUCGCAACAACAACAAACGCGACAGUGAUAGACUCAACAACGACGACGACUGAAGUGACCACGCCUGGUUCACCAACGACGACGAAAGCCGCGACCACCACGACCACCACGACCGCAGCUGCUGUCACCAUCCAAUCGGGUGGGGGCGGACCCAGCACCAAUGUGCCUUUGGUUGCAGGACUGACGGUGACCGCAGUGGUUCUAGCCGGAGUGCUGGUCAUCUUCUUGAGGAAGCGGCGCUUUCGUGGCUCUGACAAGGUUUACCACACGCGACUCAUCAAUGCCAACUUUGAUGAAGACUUUGGCCAGUAUGAUGAGGACCUGUAG
Molecule: messenger RNA, 1382 nt
Organism: Monosiga brevicollis MX1
Lineage: Eukaryota; Choanoflagellata; Craspedida; Salpingoecidae
Exons: 2
Coding region: 219-1382 (387 amino acids)
Source: RefSeq, a predicted model, not a curated record